AUGGUCCAGAUCAGUGAAGUCAAGGGCAAUUCGCGCGACAACAGAACAGCUGCCCACACGCAUAUCAAGGGCCUCGGUCUACGUCCAGAUGGAACCGCAGAAGUCUCCAGCGAUGGAUGGGUAGGACAGGCGGCUGCUCGAGAGGCAUCCGGUGUUGUGGUGGACUUGAUCAAGGCGAAGAAGAUGGCCGGCCGGGCUGUUUUGCUUGCUGGUGGCCCGGGAACUGGAAAGACUGCUCUUGCUCUCGCCGUGUCUCAGGAGCUUGGGACGAAGGUCCCUUUCUGCCCGAUCGUCGGCAGUGAGAUAUACUCCGCAGAGGUGAAGAAAACCGAGGCGCUUAUGGAAAACUUUCGGAGAGCUAUUGGUCUCCGUGUACGGGAAACGAAGGAAGUCUACGAAGGAGAAGUCACAGAACUCACACCCCAAGAGGCCGAGAAUCCACUGGGAGGAUAUGGCCGCACAAUCAGCCAUCUGAUCAUCGGGUUGAAGUCUGCAAAAGGCACAAAGAAGCUACGCUUAGACCCCAGCAUCUACGAAGCGAUCCAGAAAGAGCGUGUCACAGUCGGAGAUGUCAUCUACAUUGAAGCGAACACGGGAGCUUGCAAGCGAGUGGGGCGAUCUGACGCCUAUGCGACCGAGUUCGAUCUCGAGGCCGAAGAAUACGUCCCAGUUCCGAAGGGCGAGGUCCACAAGAAGAAGGAAAUCGUACAAGACGUGACACUACAUGACUUGGAUAUCGCCAACGCCCGGCCGCAGGGUGGUCAAGAUGUUAUGAGUAUGAUGGGACAACUCAUGAAGCCCAAGAAGACUGAGAUCACAGACAAGCUGCGACAAGAGAUCAAUAAGGUAGUGAACCGCUACAUUGACCAAGGAGUUGCAGAGCUUGUUCCUGGUGUUCUCUUCAUCGAUGAGGUCCACAUGCUUGAUAUUGAAUGCUUCACAUAUCUCAACCGCGCCCUUGAAUCCUCGAUAUCGCCAAUUGUCAUUCUCGCCUCAAAUCGCGGCCACACCGUCAUCCGCGGCACCGACGACGUCUCUGCCGCUCACGGUAUCCCUCCCGAUCUUCUUGCCCGUCUCCUCAUUAUUCCGACCCACCCCUACUCUCCCGACGAAAUCAAGACCAUCAUUCGUCUCCGCGCGAAGACAGAAGGCCUCAACAUCACCGACCCCGCUCUAGACAAGGUUGCCGAGCACGGUAGCAAGGUCAGCCUCCGGUAUGCCCUACAACUUCUGACACCGGCUAGCAUCCUUGCUCGGGUCAAUGGGCGGCCGGGAGGAAUCGAGGAGGCGGACGUUGCGGAAUGUGAAGACCUCUUCCUUGAUUCCAAGCGAAGUGCAGCGAUUGUGAACCAAGAUAGCGAGAAAUUCCUUAUUUGA
Messenger RNA from Aspergillus mulundensis, 1377 nucleotides. It is a transcript of the gene rvb1, whose product is annotated as RuvB family ATP-dependent DNA helicase pontin. The transcript is spliced from 4 exons. Gene Ontology annotation, cellular component: Ino80 complex; R2TP complex; NuA4 histone acetyltransferase complex. Bases 1 to 1377 code for a protein of 458 amino acids. Gene Ontology annotation, biological process: regulation of transcription by RNA polymerase II; chromatin remodeling; box C/D snoRNP assembly. The record is from RefSeq and is a predicted model, not a curated record. Gene Ontology annotation, molecular function: ATP binding; DNA helicase activity; ATP hydrolysis activity. Lineage: Eukaryota; Fungi; Ascomycota; Eurotiomycetes; Eurotiales; Aspergillaceae.